GUCAAGACGGUCAUGCAUUUCUGCUAUUCUCAGUAUUAACAGUGGCAGGGCUAGGGGGAAUGGCUUCAGCUUAUGUUCCUCGACCACCAGAAGAAGAUUUCCUGGGCUUUUCUACACAGCAGGAAAAUGCCCUAAGUCAAGUUGGCUCACUCAAACCGUACUCUCAAGUCGGUCAAUUCGGAGGAGAUGGUUUCGUUGGCUCCACCACUUCUGCUCUGCACUACUCACGGCCUCGCAGUCGGCAGGGCUCAAGAGUCUCAAGUGUUAGACAGCUCGAGGAAAUGCAGCCACAACGAGCACCAGUAACCCCGGCAACCACACAACCCAGGAGAGUACCCAUGACUGAGGAGUGCAGGCUCAACUUUUCCUAUGAUGCCGCAGAUGAGCCUAGCGGUCGAGCAAAUAUUGGUCUUCGCUCUGUGAAUGAGAUUCCUGAAAUGUACAGGAGUGUGUUCAAAAACUACUCUCAUUUCAAUCUGGUACAGUCAAAAGUAUUUGAUGAUGUGAUGUACACCGACCGGCCGCUAGUGACCUCUGCCCCUACUGGAAGCGGCAAGACAGUUAUCUUUGAGUUGGCCAUCAUUCGACUCUUAGUACAACUUGGAGGACAAAUGGCUUCAGCUAAAAUCAUAUAUGUUGCUCCGAUCAAGGCUCUUUGUGCUGAGAGGUUUGACGAUUGGCAGACCAAGUUUGGGCCACUGGGACUGAGGUGUUGUGAGCUGACAGGAGACAGCCAAUUAGACGACUAUUUUGAGCUACAAAAUGCACAGAUCGUCAUGACUACCCCCGAGAAGUGGGAUAGUAUGACUCGUAAGUGGCGUGACCACAAGUCCCUGGUCCAGUUAGUCAGACUCUUCCUGAUCGAUGAGGUGCACCAACUCAAUGACGAGACCCGAGGGCCCACAAUGGAGGCCAUUGUCAGUCGUAUGAAGACCGUCCGCUCCUCCCUCCAGUGGGAGGGCAGCAGCAUUGAGACCAGUGCCUCUCAACUGAGGUUCAUUGCUGUGUCAGCCACCAUGCCAAACAUCUCAGAUGUGGCUGCUUGGCUGGGUAGCAGUGAGGAGGCACCAGCCCUAGAGUAUGCCAUUGAUGAAAGCUACCGUCCUGUUAGACUGAGGAAAGUGGUUCUUGGCUACCCUAAUGCCAGCACAGAGUUCAAGUUUGACCUCUCCCUCAACUAUCGGCUUAGCGGAGUCAUCCAGUGUUACUCCGAGCAGAAACCAUCUUUAGUGUUUUGUGCAACAAGGAAGGGUACUCAGCAAGCUGCCAACGUUCUGAUCAAGGAUGCUCGUUUUGUAAUGAACGGACACCACAAGCAGCGAUUGGUCACUGUCACCAACUCACUCAAGGAUGCAAAACUCAGAGAGCUGGUGAUGUUUGGAGUGGGAUACCACCAUGCUGGUAUGGAUGUAACUGACAGGAAGGCUGUGGAGACACUCUUCACUGCAGGAGAACUACCUGUACUCUUUGCAACGAGCACUUUGGCAAUGGGGGUGAACUUGCCGGCUCAUCUGGUGGUCAUAAAGUCAACAAUGCAUUACAUAACGGGUAUGUUCCAAGAGUGCAGUGAGAGUCAGGUGCUACAGAUGAUUGGUCGGGCAGGACGACCUCAGUUUGAUACCACUGCCACUGCUGUGAUAAUGACGAGAAAUUCCACCAAGAUGAAGUAUGAGGCACUGUUAGGUGGGACACAGCUCAUUGAGAGCAGCCUCCACCACCACUUGAUAGAGCACAUGAAUGCUGAGAUAGUACUGCACACCAUCACUGAUGUCUCAGUGGCUCUCGAGUGGCUGAGGUCCACAUUCUUCUACAUACGAGUCAAACAGAAUCCACAACAUUAUGGACUACCCCAGGAGCAGGAGAAGAAAGAGGAAAAACUACAGCAGCUGUGUCUAGAGCACCUCCACCUGUUGGAGGAGGCGGGGCUGGUGAGAAUGGAGGACGGGUUCACUCUACAGCCCACUGAGACAGGGAGACUCAUGGCUCGCUACUAUGUGGCCUUUGAGUCUAUGAAGCGAUUCCUUGCCCUCACAGGGAGGGAGGAUCUCUCCGUACUGGUGAGUGAGUUGUCCAAGUGUCGUGAGUUUGAAGACGUCAGACUGAGGAUGAACGAGAGGAAGGUGCUCAACACACUCAACAAGGACAAGAACAGACAAACCAUCAGGUUUCCUAUGAAUGGCAAAAUCAAAACAACUGACAUGAAAGUUGAUUGUCUUAUACAAGCCAAUCUCGGCUGCCUGCCUGUGCAAGAAUUUGGACUCAAUCAAGACACCCAGAAAAUAAUUCGAGGUGCUUCACGUCUGUCAAAAUGUCUAAUGGAACUGGAGAUGCUGUCGGACAACUUUGAGUGCCUAUUGAAUGCUGUGCUCCUCAAUAAAUGCUUUCAUGCAAAAUUGUGGGAAAACUCCAAGUAUGUUUCGAGACAGUUGGACAAGAUUGGCAUCUCUCUGAGCACUGCUCUGGUCAAUGCUGGCCUCACUUCAUUCAACAAGAUCAAACAAAAAACUCCGAGAGAGCUAGAGCUCAUUAUGAAUCGGCAUCCCCCAUUUGGUAACCAAGUGCUUGAGGCCAUAUCUCGUCUCCCCGCGUACAGUCUGAGUGUGGAGCAGUCCUUUGUUCCUCAGGCCAUGUCCAGUGAGCUCGUACUACACGUUCGUCUGUCCAAUCACGAGGUGCUCAAGGAGAGGGGACCUGCAGGAUCACACCACUCUCUGUUGCUACUCGUCGGGGACCAGGAGAACAAAGUGAUCUGCAGGCAAAGACUGAGUGAUUCUCAGAUGAUGGGUAGUGGUCACUUCACUAGAAAGCUCACUGUGCAGCGGUCUCGCUCUGGUGAUGACCUAAGGAUUCACGUGAUUUCCAUGGACCUGGUGGGACUGGACAUACAAGAAGUGUACACCCCUUGCUACACCACCGUACCCACAAACAGACCACCCCCCAAGACGAGGGAACAAGAGAACCUGAGGACAGGAGAGGCUGGGAGGAGUGAUGGAGGGGAGAGCUCUGCACAAACCUGUCGCAAGGCUUGCAGUCAUCGAUGCGUCAACAAGGCUGUUUGUGGUCAUGAGUGCUGCAAGGUUGGCAUUGCGGUGAAGUCUCGGCCACUCUCGACUAGUGAUGGUGGCUCAAAGCAAGCCCAACAGGGCAAGACGGUACCUAACAACACAGCUAUAGCCCAUAGCAGCACAACGCAUGCCAGGACCAACUCCGUCCCUAGCACUCCUAGAAUGAAGUUUUCUUCAUCAGCAAAGAUGAAUAGCCACUGUACAAGCACUAGUACCUCUUCUCUCUCCUCGAGGUUUGGCUACACUCCCAAGCCCAGUCUAACAACUACUCCCGGAAGCAUCAACCAACCAAAACAACAUCAGACAUCGUACGAUACGUAUCAAGGAGCCUCUCAUGCCAACACUGACUACAGUGCAGGCUACUCUGGAGCCCAGAGCCCUCCAUCCAGAAACUCCAACGUGCACGGAAAUUCUGGAUAUCGUGACAACAUGUAUGGUGCCGAUUUCGACCCGUCUGAUAUUGAUGCUGAUUCUGUCACUCGUGCUGAAAAUCUCUCCGCUAAUGUGGACAUGAGUGAAUGGUUCAAUCCAGACAUUGCAUACUUUGCAGCAGAGGACAAAGUGGCCGAGUGCACCUCAAGUAAAAAGAGCACGUUAAAUCGACCGAAGAAACAGUCUGCCGCAUCACAAAUGAGGGAGAUGUCUCUGAGAUUGGGAAGAGAGCAGGCUGGCGAUCAAUCAGCAUCAAACACGGUUCAGAGAUUACCAGUAAUGUCUGGUCUCAGUGGCCGAAAGAGGCUUAUCGACAACAUGUUUGACGAAAUAUUCGAUCCGAAAGGAGUAGCCCAACCUCCCACGAAAAAACCUAUACCAAGGACUACUCAAGCAAACACUAUUCUAUCUAUCAAGUCCACACCUCAAAUCUCAAUGCAUACUCCCCAGCGUGCUAGGAAGCCACAAAUCGAGGACAGUUUCUGUAACGUCCCCGACACUCCAAGGGUAGCAGCUAGCACACGGUACACUGAUACCACUCUCUCCAAGAAUCCACGAUUCGAGGACAGUUUCUCUAGCCUCCCCGACACUCCAAGGGUAGUAGCUAGCACACGGUACACUGAUACCACUCUCUCCAAGAAGCCACGAUUCGAGGACAGUUUCUCUAGCCUCCCCGACUCUCCAAGGGUAGUAGCUAGCACACGGUACACUGAUACCACUCUCUCCAAGAAGCCACAAUUCGAGGACAGUUUCUCUAGCCUCCCCGACACUCCAAGGGUAGCAGCUAGCACACGGUACACUGAUGCCACUCUCUCCAAGAAGUCACGAUUCGAGGACAGUUUCUCUAGUCUCCCCGACACUCCAAGGGUAGCAGCCAGUACACGGUACACUGAUGCCACUCUCUCCAAGAAGCCACGAAUCGGGGACAGUUUUUCUAACGUCCCUGACACUCCAAGGGUAGCAGCCAGCACACAGUGUACUGAUGCCACUCUCUCCAAGAAGCUCAGCUCACAGAUGCAACAGGCACACAACCACACGGAUGCUUGUAGCCACACAAUGCUCGAACAAUCGUACGAAGGAAACGACUCAUUUAUCUCGUCUCUAUACGACCCUGAAUCUGAGGGUAAAACAACAUCAUCCACCUCGUUCUUCACAGCAGGCCCUGUGUGCAAUGAAGAGGAGGAUGAUGUGUUCAGCUCUGUGUUUGCAGGUAUCUUCUAAUAACCGAAUCAAACUAUAAUUAUACGAACCCUCCAUGAAUCACUUGAACUCAGUAUCAAAACAACAAUUCAUCAUGACAUUGUCACAAGUUAUGUACAUUAAUUAUGUUACAUGUUUACUGUACGUCUCUCAUAAAAAAAAUUUCAGCAAAA
Molecule: messenger RNA, 4870 nt
Organism: Halichondria panicea
Lineage: Eukaryota; Metazoa; Porifera; Demospongiae; Suberitida; Halichondriidae
Product: probable ATP-dependent DNA helicase HFM1
Exons: 27
Coding region: 60-4718 (1552 amino acids)
Molecular function (GO): ATP binding; nucleic acid binding
Source: RefSeq, a predicted model, not a curated record